GACAGAUCCUGUCACUUGAGAACCAUGUGAGAUCGUGGCUGAUAAAAUAAAUAAAUAAAAUAUUAACUUUAUCUCUCUGAAUAUAUAUUUUUAAGUGCUACCGUCUAAUAAAUAAACAAAAAAUGGAAACUGAAAAUAUAAGUGUCGAUGAGUUUUUGCCCGCAAAGAAUCCAAUCAAGCUCAAAAAUGUGAAGCGAAGAGCCGUGUCUGAAUCAGGGGAUGUUAUGGAAGUUGAAGAGCACAAUGGUAUCCAAGGGAAAGCUAAACACACACGGCCUAAAGCAAAGAGGUCGAAGAAAAACCAGGAACCUAACGAGACCAAAGUUAACAUGAGAAAAAUCCCAGUCCCCGCUCACAGAUACACCCCACUCAAAGAGGCCUGGCUGAAGAUCUUCACACCAAUUGUGGAGCACCUGUUCCUGCAAGUGCGGUUCAACACCAAGACGAGGAAUGUGGAGAUCAAGGUUGGCCCGGAGACUAAAGAUGUCGCCAACCUGCAGAAGGCUGCUGACUUUGUUAAGGCUUUCAUCUACGGCUUCGAAGUAGAAGACGCACUCGCGCUCCUCCGACUAGACGACUUAUUCGUGGAAUCAUUCGAAAUCAAAGACGUCAAGACUCUCCAAGGGGACCAUUUGGGCCGCGCCAUCGGCCGCCUCGCCGGCAAAGCUGGACGGACAAAGUUCACCAUCGAAAACGUCACCAAAACCAGAAUAGUACUCGCGGACUCUAAGAUACAUAUUCUGGGUAGUUAUCAGAACAUUGCGCUGGCUAGGAGAGCUAUAUGCAACCUGAUUAUGGGUUCGCCUCCGUCAAAGGUGUAUGGCAAUUUGAGGAAUGUAGCGAAUAGGGUAGCGCAGAGGAUGUAGUUAAUAAAAUAUAUUUAUGCA
Cydia amplana is the source of this 887-nucleotide messenger RNA. Its product is annotated as RNA-binding protein pno1. Gene Ontology annotation, cellular component: nucleolus. NCBI's taxonomy places the organism in Eukaryota, Metazoa, Arthropoda, Insecta, Lepidoptera, Tortricidae. Bases 123 to 866 code for a protein of 247 amino acids. Gene Ontology annotation, molecular function: RNA binding. The record is from RefSeq and is a predicted model, not a curated record. The transcript is spliced from 3 exons.